Messenger RNA from Aphidius gifuensis, 895 nucleotides. RefSeq names its product alpha-tocopherol transfer protein-like. Gene Ontology annotation, molecular function: phosphatidylinositol bisphosphate binding. Gene Ontology annotation, cellular component: membrane. The record is from RefSeq and is a predicted model, not a curated record. Lineage: Eukaryota; Metazoa; Arthropoda; Insecta; Hymenoptera; Braconidae. Bases 22 to 855 code for a protein of 277 amino acids. The transcript has 4 exons.
AAAAAAAAUUGUUUUUUUAAAAUGAAACUGGGACAUACAAUUGAAGCUUCAAAAAAAAAAUAUCCAGAGUUAACUGAUGAUAUUAUUAAUGAAUUACGAGAAUGGGCAGUAAAAAGAGGCAUAACUCAAAUACCUGAUGAAAUUUUAGCUCUUUUUGCUCACAGUUGUUAUUUCAAUAUUGAAUCAGCAAAACAUUGCAUGCAUAUUUAUUAUAAAUUUCGUGCAAAUGUAUCAGAAUUUUUUAAUAAUCGUGAUCCAAAAGCUGACUAUCUUCAGCAAUCUUUAAAAGCUUUACAAUUUGUAGCACUUCCUAAGCCAGAUAGUCAAGGAAAUUGUAUAAUAUUUCAUCGUCUUGCUGAUUAUCGUUCAAGUAAAUACAUAUUAAAUGAUGGCAUUAAAUUAUUGCAAAUGUCUGUUGAUGCAAGUCUCUACUACGAGGGUUGUACACCUGGUUAUAUAUUUCUUUUUGAUAUGAAGGGAGUUGGACUUGGUCAUUUAACUCGUUUAUCAAUUACAAGUAUACGAAAAUUUUUUGAGUAUCUUCAGGAUGGUCUUCCAGUUCGUCUCAAGGCUAUUCAUGUACUCAAUGCUGUAUGGUUCAUGGACAAAGUACUUGCAUUGAUAAAACCCUUCAUGAAACGUGAACUCAUUGAUUCCUUGCAUCUUUAUACUGGUGAUGUUACAGAAAUUUAUAAACACAUACCAAAAAAAUGCUUACCAAGUGACUAUGGUGGAGAACUUGAAUGCCUUGAAAAACUUCAUGAGGAACAUUGUCGAAAAUUGGAAAAUCUUCGAGAUUAUUUUUUACAGGAGGAAUUUCUAUUUAGAAAUUACUCACCAUUAUCAACAGAUUAAUUAAAAAAUUAAUUAAAUUUUUAUCAAUCUAUAUUAAUAA